AUGUCUGUGAAAAACGUUGAUUUUAGUAGUGAAAUAAAAUGUAUUUAUCAAGAAUUUGCACAAAAAACAAUUCAAUGUUCCCAAAAAUCGGCUGUUAUAUUCGAUAAACAAUCAUUAUCAUAUAAUGAAGUACUUCACUAUGUACAACAAUUAUCCAGUUAUUUGAUUAAUCAAUGUAGUGUUAAACAAAAUCAAAUUAUCUAUAUUUUUAUGGAACGUUCAAUUGAAAUGAUGAUUUCAGUAUUAGCUAUGUCGGCUUGUGGCUUAUUCUAUACAAUGUUAGAUUCAAAUAAUUCAUAUCUACAGCCUACCGAUUUAAUUAAAGAUAGAACAAAAUCUCAUAUUGUACUCAUGCAUUUGCCAACAAAAAAUACAUUUAGUAAUGCAAUUAAUGAUAAUAUUCGUCUGAUUAACGUUGACGAAAUUCUUACUAAUAAACAUAAUUCAAAAAUAAUUUUUGA
This is a messenger RNA of Didymodactylos carnosus, 461 nucleotides long. The record is from the annotation of a GenBank genome assembly. Lineage: Eukaryota; Metazoa; Rotifera; Eurotatoria; Philodinida; Philodinidae.